UAGGUGAUGCAUUUUGUCAGGAAAAAAUGGAACAUGGAGAAACUGCUCAUCGAGUACCUCCCCUUAACUGCUACCACCUCUUCAACAUGACCUAUACAGUUUUUAUCCAAAAUAACAACAAUUUUCACACGUUUGCACAACCAGUAGCACUCAUAUUCUCUUCCUUUACAUAUAGUGACCCUUUGCUUACUUUCUCACUCAAAUCUAGAACAAAAAUUCAGAAGAACAUGAGAACUAAUUUACAUCUCUUGCUUUUGCUAUCUUUGGCCUUUUAUCUAUCUUUUUCAAAUGGAACUCAACUGCUUAUAGUGAACAAUUGCAAAGAAAGCAUAUGGCCUGGAAUUCUUGGGACAGCAGGGCAUGAGACACCUAACAAUGGUGGGUUCCAUCUCAAAAUUGGCCAACAAGUAGUAAUUGAACUGCCUAAUCUAUGGUCAGGUAGAAUAUGGGGCAGACAAGGUUGUUGUUUCGACGAAAAUGGCAAAGGUUCUUGCCAGACAGGGGAUUGCUCCGGCCUUCUGCAUUGUUCAGGGGCCGGAGGAAUCCCCCCUGCUACGCUCGUGGAAAUGACAUUAGGAACCUCAAACAAUCCACAACAUUACUAUGAUGUCAGUUUAGUUGAUGGAUUUAAUAUCCCCGUUGCUAUGAUCCCGAUUGGCGGUAGUGCUGGUUGUGGAGUAGCUGCCUGUGAAGCUGAUUUGAAUGAAUGUUGCCCUGCAUAUUUGGCAAUUAAGUGCAAAGGCAAAGUUGUCGGGUGUAAGAGUGCUUGUCUUGCUACUAAUGAUCCCAUAUACUGCUGCACUGGGGAAUUUGCUAGUAAGAACACUUGCAAACCAACCGCGUUUUCGCGGUUGUUUAAGACUAUUUGCCCUAGGUCUUAUAGCUAUGCCUUUGAUGAAUCUACUGGACUUAAGAGUUGUAAGGCGCCGCGGUAUCUCAUUACCUUUUGCCCUCCCACUUAAUGGUACGAACAUUUCUACUGUUGCGAUAAGACAAUGAACCUUGGGCGUAACAUGUAUGUUCAAGUGUUAAUUCAAUGUUGCAACUUUUUUUUUCCAUUUUUCUUAGUACAAGUCUGUGUAUUGAUCUUCUAUUUAUGAACAAACUAUUCUAUCAACAUUUACUCUGCUGGUUAAUAAUA
Lycium barbarum (goji berry) is the source of this 1141-nucleotide messenger RNA. Its product is annotated as thaumatin-like protein. The coding region runs from base 27 to 962 and encodes 311 amino acids. Gene Ontology annotation, cellular component: extracellular region. The transcript has 3 exons. Gene Ontology annotation, biological process: defense response. The record is from RefSeq and is a predicted model, not a curated record. NCBI's taxonomy places the organism in Eukaryota, Viridiplantae, Streptophyta, Magnoliopsida, Solanales, Solanaceae.